GCGGCGGCCGAGAUGAUGGCGGAGGGCGGCGGCGGGCCGGCGCGCAGGAAGGCGAUAUCGCUGCUGGAGGCGGCCCGAUCCCGCUACGAGAGCCUGCAGAUCUCCGACGACGUCUUCGGGGAGUCGGGCCAGGACAGCAGCGGGAACCCCUUCUACAGCACCUCGGCCGACUCCCGCUCCGCCGCCUCUUCCCAGGACGAGGACGACGACGAGGAAGACCAGGGGCGCCUGGCGGUGUCGAGCCCGCGGAGCAGGGCGGCCCGGCGCCGCACUCCCCGGGCGGCGGCCACCCCGGCGGAGCGGCGGCGGCAGCGGCAGGUCUGCGGCGGCAGCGCCGUCCCGGGCGGCCCCGGCCCUAUGGAGGAGGAGGAGGAGGAGGAGGAAGCGGAGAGGGGGGGAUGGACCCGGUCGCUGCGAGACGUCCCACCCCCUCAUUUCAAGGAUGGCAGCGGUCCAACACGAAAAAUGCCCCUGACUGCCAGUGCCAUGGACUUUUUUCAGCUCUUUGUCCCUGACAAUGUACUAAAGAAUAUGGUGGUCCAAACCAACAUGUAUGCAAAGAAAUACCAGGAGAGGUUUGGUAGUGACGAUGCCUGGAUUGAUGUCACCUUGACAGAAAUGAAGGCCUUCUUAGGCUACAUGAUAUCAACCAGCAUCCACCACUGUGAGUCUGUUCUCAGCAUCUGGAGCAGCGGCUUCUACAGCAACAAGAGCAUUGCACUUAUCAUGACACAAUCAAGGUUUGAGAAGAUUCUGAAGUACUUCCACAUUGUGGCCUUCCGCUCGAGCCAGACAACGCAUAGCCUCUACAAAAUCCAGCCUUUUCUGGACUCUCUGCAGAAUGGCUUUGACUCUGCUUUCAGACCUUCACAAGCCCAGGUACUACAUGAGCCCCUGAUAGAUGAGGAUCCUGUUUUUAUUGCGACCUGUACAGAGAGGGAACUGCGCAAGAGGAAAAAGAGGAAAUUCAGUCUUUGGGUUCGGCAGUGCUCAUCCACUGGUUUCAUCUGCCAGAUUUAUGUCCAUCUCAAGGAAGGGAGUGGUGCUGAUGGGUUGGAUGCUUUGAAGAACAAACCACAGCUUCACAGCAUGGUGGCCAAAAGCCUUUGUCAGAACGCCUCUGGGAAGAACUACAUCAUCUUCACAGGCCCAAGCAUUACCAGCCUGAAUCUCUUUGAAGAAUUUGAGAAGCAAGAGAUUUACUGCUGUGGGUUGCUGAGCACCAGGAAGAGUGACUGCACAGGCCUACCUCCAUCCAUGCUGAACAAUUCUGCAACUCCACAGUCCAGAGGACAGUACAGAAUAAGAAUGAAGGGAAACAUGUCAUUGAUUUGCUGGUACAAUAAAGGGCACUUUCGUUUUCUGACCAAUGCCUAUUCUCCAGUUCAACAAGGAGUUAUAAUUAAGAGAAAAAGUGGAGAAAUUCCAUGCCCACUGGCAGUUGAAGCCUUUGCUGCUCACCUUAGCUAUAUCUGCAAAUAUGAUGAUAAAUACAGCAAGUAUUUCAUUUCUCACAAACCAAACAAGACCUGGCAACAAGUGUUCUGGUUUGCCAUCAGCAUUGCUAUAAAUAAUGCCUACAUCCUCUACAAAAUGUCAGAGGCCUACCAUGUGACAAGGUACAGCCGUGCACAGUUUGGUGAAAGACUUGUAAAGGAGCUUCUGGGCUUGGAGGACACCUCACCCACCCAUUGAUGUUUUGCUUUGGUGGCGUAGGCAGGGGCUGGAGGGAGAGCAGAAGAUACCACACCUGGAGCGGCAAAGCAAGGAACUUGUGACACCACCAGUGCUGUCAUCCAAAAAUGCCAAGUGAUGCCACUAGAGAGGUGCAAACUUUGUUCCUAGUAUCAGCUGGGUGUAAACAUCUCAUGCAGAAAGUGCCACUGGAAAAGAUGACACAAAAUUGCAUAUGUGAAUGCCCUGUGGGAAUCUGUAGACCGAAAACAGACUUAAAUUAGCCGUCAUCUCAAUGUUGAACAGGGUCAUCUUGUAAAGUUCCUCUUGGGCCAAGAGCUUGUCAGAAGCUGGCACAGCUCAGCAGUCCUAGAUGGGCAUUACAGGAAACUCUGCACCUUCCUUGGAGUUGCUGAAUUCUGGGACAAGCCCGCGAGGCUGCACCGUGGGCUGUGGCUGAGCGCAGCUGCUGUUCCACGAGGCGUCGCUGCCGCUGUCCUCCGCUGGGACAGGCGGAGCGAGGACACUGCAGCAGGCAUCUUGACAAACUCCACCUUCACAGGCAGGCAGCCAGGAACUGAGAACCACUCAUGAUUUCUUCUUUCUGUGGUUUUUUUUUUUCACCUUUGAUUUUUAUUAAUGUAACAUGAGACAAUUUGAUCCCAGUUAGAACACAGGAAAAGGUAGGAGAAACCAAGUACAUUAGUGAAUUUAAAAUGACAAAUACAUUACAAUGAUUUUUGGUUUUAACCAUGAUGAAACAUUUUUUUUACACAAACAGUGAUUAAUACUCUAAGUAUUAAUUACUGUUAAUUACUGUAAUUAACAGUGAGUAAACCAGUAAGUAAUACUGCCUCACAUCUUAACUGCCACGGUCAGUGUACAGGUGAGAAACCAAAAUAUACCAACUAUAUUUUUUCUUGAUUUCAACUGUAUCUUAAAUGUUGCUUAAAAAGCUAAUGUAAUGGACUGUUAAAGUUUUAAGAACAAUAAUUUCUUGCUUUUUUUUUGGUAACUGUCAAGACCUCUUUGGUCCACUUUAGAAUUUUGUUUGGCGCACAGCUGGCAGGAGAAAAAAGUCACUAGUAGCCAAGUGUUUCCCAUUAUCACUGUGGGGUGUUCUGUAGGAAUUCUUUUUGGUAGAGUUCAGGGCUUGUCACAGUAGUUGUAAUUAAGCAGAUUACAUGUUUAGCAAAAUAACGUAGCAUUGUGUCUUAGAAAAGGAAAGAAGUCCAGUUGCAACCAACCUUAAACCUUGCUAAAACAGAGCAAGCCCAAAGAGUUCUUCUGUUCUGAGUGACACUGUAGAGGACAAGCAUCAUCAUGAGCUGGUGGUCAAGGCCAUGUUUUGGUGCUUGCGGAAUCUGAAAGCCACUGGAGUUUCAGAAAACAAUGCUGAGAGAGAGGUAUGAUUGAAACGAGGGAAUCAAUACUGAGGGGAGCUACUACCCUGCCCUCUACACUUUAUUGAUUUCAGUCCACAACUCAAUCAUCAAAAAACUCUGUAUUCUGAAGGUUAGCAGUGAUGGGCACAAACAGAAUUGCAUUAACUUACAGGGCAGAAAACCAUUUUGAUUAGAGGACCCAAGCCUGAAAAGUUUUACUCCCAAAGAAUGACCCAAGUUGAUUUGAGAGGAAUGGAGUGAAUGAUUGAUUUAUCAGUGUAAAUCUUACCAGGUUACAUGUAUCUAUCUGGCAAGAGGCAAUAGAGGGUAACCAACAUAAAUUUGGAAACUCCUCUGAUUUCAUCAUUCUGUGACAUGCAAAUGCAUAGCAUGUAAAUAAUAACAGAGGAAGAAUCCAGCAGGGGUUAGCAAAUGAUUGCCUGCCCCAUGGAGUAUCCUUGCACUGACACCUUUCUUUUUCCACCAAAGUCUUACUGUUUGGCAUAGACCUAGAGGCAGAUCUCACCUGUUGCAAGGAGAGAAGGGGGACGGCCGUGGCUGACUCCAUGGUGGUUCUGCUUGUGCCACAGCCGGGAGCCUGUCCCACACAUCCUGCUCUGCCUGCCAGCUGCACAAUGAACAGCAGCAGAACUCCUAAGCAUCCUUUUCACUUCUCAGUCCACAAGGUCUCCACCCAGGAAACAUGGGAGAAAGGACAAAACUUUGUGCACUGAAGCCUCCUAACCACAAAUGAAGGGGGUGGAAUUGUACCACUCUAGCCCUUGACAAUGCCAAGCUGCACAGGAACCCAAGGAUAAGUUUAGAAUUUCUUGACCCUGCAGAGAACUGAGACCACCCCUCUUCAGACUGAGUGUGUUCGAUAGCUGGUUCUUGUCAGUCUUGUAAGUAUUCAAAGGGAGACAGCAGCUAGCCCGAAGCAUGAAAAAUAAAUGUUCAGCAAUAUAAACCUAUAUUUUUCUUUUUUUCAGGAAAUUUCACAGAGUGUUCUUAUUGCUCCCUGCCUCAGACAAUGCCAGCCUAUAUUGGAUCAGGAAGUGUAGCUGCUAGCUCAUUAUAUCCCAUAAAUUUAUAUGGUAGUUGAAACUGGGGCAGUAAGGAAAAGUAUGGCUGGAGCUUUACUGAUGGGAUGGCUUAAAAGAAGAGUCUGGCUUCCUUACACUGCAUGCCAUGCUGGGCUAUGUGCAGGAUAGCCAUGCCCCCAGCAGACAUGGGAUGGUUUCCAAGACAACCUUGGAGCCACUUGGCAUUUCUGAGGAGUAGGCAGACCACUCUCCAGCUACACUGUAAGCCCUUGGGAUAAAUCUGGAGCCCUUGGCCAAUUGUUACAAUAACUGUGUAUGCUUAAAGGCCUGGAUCUAGGCCAUCCCAUACAGAAAAUGCCUUUUCUUUUUGUGGAUGGCUGUAGGCCUGAGGCCUUGAAAUAUUUAAUUUUCACCAAUGUAUGCAGUUAAUUAUGCGGAUUACUUGAGCUCAAAUCAUGAGAUCCUAGCUUUUUGCCUCAGGGACUGGGUCCUGAGUAGUUUUCCCUAGAAUUGGUGUUGACGGGGGAUUACACAGUGGCUGACUAUUACAGGGAAGAUGCUUUAGUCUCCUUUGUAGAGGAGAAAAAGGAAAACAAAAUUAUAGCUUUGCAAUGAAUUUCAUUUUCUUAGCCUUAAACAUCCCUCAUCAUUUGGAACUGUUGUUCUUAUCAUGCACAAACAUUCCAUAAGUAAGCAAAAAUAUUUAUAUAUAUUUGUAUGUACAAAAUGCCUGAAUUUUGGCUCUUGAAGCCAACAAGCAAAAGCCACCAAAGUGUAGUCUAUAUAUACAGAUGACUCUUCCCCCUUAUCUUUUCCUUUUAUUGACUGGAAGUGGAUAGGGUCAGGGAAAAUUAAGAUUUCUCCUGGCUGAAAUAGCAUCUUGCACUUUUCCUGUUACUACAACCAAGGCAAAGUAAUUGAGGAAGAUAUAGGACAAUUUUUAAAAGGCUAAAGUUUGUCAAUGGCAGCUCAGCCUGUGCAGGAUUAUUUUCUUUACUACAAACUGGCUUACUCAGAUUUGUUCCCCACCUGCUUGUAACAUUAAAGCCUCUCCCUAAUUAAAGGGGGGGGGAAGAAGUCUCAAAGUAGUGCAAGGAUGCUCAUUAUAGUGUGUGUGUGUCUAAUUGUGCAAUAGCUUGUGAAAUUAUAGUUUGGGUUGUUUGUAGCCUUAAGACAAUCUGGGUAAGAGAUCUGAGAACUUAGCAGUAGGUGAAAUGCAGUCAAAAUGCCAACCAAGUCACAGAGAAAUGUCUCUACACUUUUUCAGGAAAAAAAAGAAGUUCAACACUGAAGUAGUGAAGGGAGCACAGCACAGCUCCUUUCUCUCCUGCUGAAUUGAAUUUUCACUGACAUUCUAAAAACUGAUACUUACUUGUUUAGAACUGUACUUCUGAAAACUGAUAAUUACUUGUUCAUGUUAUGCAAACUUUAUUUCAAAGAACCGAGACCACCAGUAAGGCAUACCAACCACCUUCUAUGCACAAUACUUUCAGGAAAUGUCUGUUGUGCCACAAUCCUUUCUUGGAAAACAUUUCUUUUCCCAUUGUGUAAUGCCACACUUGCCAGAGCUUAGAAGCCACUGGGAAGUGGUUUCCACUGUUGUCUCCAUUGAAAAAUGCUUCAAGGGCUUGCAGGAAUUCUGCCAUAUUUUACUUCAGUCCAUCUGUACACGUGACAAUAGGGUACAAUUUAAAGAAAUCUCAUCUUCAUUUUCUGUUUCUAUUCUCUAUCCCCAGCCCUUCUAUAUACAAGUCUACAGUAUAGGAAUCAUAAUUUAUAGAAGUACAACCUUUUUUUCUUCAGGUAAUUUCUAGAGAAAAUUGAAUUUAGCAACUCAAGAACAGCAUUCCUGCUCUUUACCUCCAAAUAUAUUUCUGUGGCCUUUUUUUUUUCCCCAAAGAUGUUACUUUUCUUUCUAACAGUUAUUUAGAAGUCUGUCUUGAGCUAGUGAGUAGUGAAAGAAGCCUCCAGUAUCUCAUUCUUCCAUGCCUUAGUCCACUUGUGGUAGAGUUGAUUCCACUGACAAGGGGGUGAUUGGGGGAUUAUGCUGCUCUGAUAAUUCUGUGCAUCUCUGGUACUUUCCAAGCAAGGAUUGCAAAGUGCUGUAACAGCCUGAGCACUCGUGAGACAUCAUUAGCUUAUCAAAGCUUUUCCUUUCCUACCAGACACCAAGGCACAGCACAGAUAAGGGGGGUGAUGAAACUAUAAAGUGAAUUUGCACUCCUGCUGAUUAAGGCCAUGUUCUGUGUUUUCAGUGACUUGGUUCUUGUUCAAAAGCACUUUUCCUAAUUAGAAAUGAAAGUAUGCCAAAUAUAAUUUCCUCCUGAGUAAGAGCUGUGGGACUUAGCACAGGUUCCUUCAUACAGGCUGGCACGAGUUAAAACCAAAUUGCACUAAAGGAAAGAGAAAAUUUGAUAAAACGUAGGAGCCCAACAAGCCUAGAGGAACUUAGAAGAAAUGUAUGGAAAAUCUGAAGCUCUGCAAUAGUCCAGUACACAGUGUGAAAUUCAGACAAAUAAUUACUGAGUUAAGAAAAGUCCCUGAGGCUUAGAUGGAAUAUGAAGUCUUCCAUCCACCUCUGUUUGGGGUUUGCCAUGGCACUUCCUUCGCGCUCGGAUUGAUGUAAGAUGGGUUGUUUGUAAAACGAGCUCAUCUCAGUCUGGCUGAGAAAAACACCGAAGUGUCAAAGGCCUGUUCACAGUUUCACAAGGGCAAGGAACUCUAAACUCAAAACAGGUAUAUAUUUGGCCUGCUGUUAACUAGGAUACUUGCACCAACUCAUCACAUCAUCUACUCAAAGCAAGCCUGUCAUCAGUGCUAUUUGAUGUAUAUUCAUUCUUGUCGCUAUUCUUCCUAAACUUAUCUUUGUUUCCCAGAAGCAUCAUGAACUGGAAGCACCUUUUUAUCAUCACUUCACUCUUGGGAAACAGUUGAGAACAGCUGUGCUUUAUAGAAAGGAUUUCUUCCUCUUCUUCUGAGUGACAGCCUUGCCUCUCUGGAAAUCUAGCCCUGGAGAAGCUUCCUGCCCCACACUUUCCUUUGCUUCCCACUUAGAACACAUCCAAAGCAUCCUUCAGGUUCUUGGUCAGUCUGGAAGGGUUGACCACACAGAGUUGGCCCUUCAGUUUACUUCUGUAGCGUUGCUCUGCUGGUCCUUUCUGCUAUUUUGCAGAUCUCAGAUGAAACAGGGUAUUGUUUCUGCAGGCUGCUCUGAUUGCAAUCACUGUGAAGGUGUUGUCUCUUUGCCCCAUUAGUUCUGUCCCAGCAGGUCUGGAUGGAUCCCAAAGAGGUUUCAGCAGCACUGCUCCAACUGGCAUGGCUGUAAUAUUCCUCAGCUCUGCAUUGCUGUCAGAGAGACCUUUGGCAGGGUCUGGGGAUUUUCUUUGUGUUUUGCUUUGUUUUUGAAGCCCUUUCACUCUGAUGGGUUUGGUGAACAGCUGUUAGGUAUCACUAAAAGGCCUUAAGUGGUAAAUCCCUUUUGUAUCACACUUUUGAAGUAAUAAUUGCUUGUAUUGGAUGUCAGGAUGGUCCAUGGGAUGUGUAGUGCAGAAAGCUGACCCAAGAAAGCAUCAUUUGCUGUAUCUGAGCAGCCUUGGAUGCCUGGGGGCCCUGGGUGAGGAACCCAGUGGGAGAGGACUGUACUGUGCUGCAGGACCAUGAUGUGCAGGGCGUGACUGGGGAAAAAAGCUGGGGAGACACAAGAUCACAAUUUGCAAUCCAAGCUGCUUGGACAAGCAGACUUCAUAGUCAAGUUGGUCUCAGAAGUUUUUCUAGGAAAGGGAAAAUUCCAGGCCUAUGCAGUUUGCUCCCAGCCGUUGCAACUCUGUUUCUAAAAUAAACCCUCUGGCAAAUGCUUUCACACUUGAAAUGUGUGCUCUGGCCUUCAGAGCAUUUUGACCUAUUUCCACAAGUUGCCCCAAAAAAGCCUAGAAAUUUAAAAGCAAAGCACAGUGCACUAGGUUCAGCUGUCCAGAACCUCAACUCACUUGUGUCAAAGUAACUUUGUGGUCUUGCUCUCAAAUAAUCUGUGUCAAAGCAUUUGCAAAACGUGACUGCUCAACAAUUUGCAUGUCUCUGUGAAACAUAGUUGCUCAUUUGAUGGAAAACAGUUUGCCGGUCUCUCCGACUUAUUUUGCAACCUGGAUAUAAACCAAAUAUUUGCCUGGCAUUUCAGUACUAAAAUAAAAAAAUAGCUUGAUCCCAUGGUCUGGGGGUGAUAUCAGAGAUAACAAAACUCAGGUUUAUGCCAGCGAUUAAUCUGGUCCUGUGAAGGUGUGGCUAAUCAGCAUGGAGGGAUGUAGACAGACACAAGGAGGAUUUCAAGGGCAACAGUGGGUUUGAGAAGGCAGAGGAAAGUUCAGAGGAUGAAGAGAGAGGAGCCAGGUGAUCCCUUCUAACUCUCAUCAUUCCAGCAUGUAUACCCCCCUCUCCUGCUGCCUUUGAAUUAAAAGAAAAGGCUGAUGCUUAACAUAACCAGUCUGCAGAGCUGAAUGAGUAACACAAACCCUGCUUUAGCUACAUCCCUGGCCUCACUCCAUGCCUUUCCCUAGGCUAUACGUGUUCAGAAGUCAUCAGCCUUGGCGUCACAGCGCUGCUGCAUGUCAGCACAGCAUGGAAGCUACAGACUGUGGAAGCACCACAGUAGAAACAGGAACAAUGGGGAUUCUGGAGAAGGAGUCUCCCCACUGACAUUUUGUUUUCAUUUAUUUUUCAAUGUGUGCAACUUACAUUCCAUCAAAUGCAGUGACAGUUCCAAUUGCGAAGAUGGGCCUUAGCUGGCUGAGUGCUUUCAAGACCACUGGGCUGUGCUCACACCAUCAGCAACUGCAGUUCUGUUGCAAAGUUCCAUAGUCUUUAUAAUUCUAAAGAUUUCUGUUGAAAGCAUAAAUUACAGAGAUAAAAUAUACACUGCAAAUUACUUUUUUUUUGCUUAUUUUUAAAAAUCUUCUCAGACCAAUUUUAUAACAGCCAAGUCUUUCAGGAAAUGCAGGUGUGUGACCUCUUCACUGUAAGAGACACACAGCUGUGUUUCUGCAUGGGACAGGGAACUACUUUUGUGACACCAGUUUUGUUCUACACAAAGGCACGCUUGCAAUAAAUUUUUACAAAUUUUGUACACCAUAAGCUGAAUUCCGAGUUCCAAAAAUGUGAAGUGUGGCAACAAUAACAAAAUUUAUUUAUAGUAUCACUCUGAUAUCUUGUCAUGUGAUUUUAUUUCUUCAACAAAGUUUGUUUACAAUCAACAACUUUGAAAUACAGU
Serinus canaria (Common canary) is the source of this 9362-nucleotide messenger RNA. It is a transcript of the gene PGBD5, whose product is annotated as piggyBac transposable element derived 5. Gene Ontology annotation, cellular component: nucleus. The coding region runs from base 13 to 1695 and encodes 560 amino acids. The transcript has 7 exons. Gene Ontology annotation, biological process: non-replicative DNA transposition. NCBI's taxonomy places the organism in Eukaryota, Metazoa, Chordata, Aves, Passeriformes, Fringillidae. Gene Ontology annotation, molecular function: transposase activity. The record is from RefSeq and is a predicted model, not a curated record.